Molecule: messenger RNA, 2010 nt
Organism: Odobenus rosmarus divergens (Pacific walrus)
Lineage: Eukaryota; Metazoa; Chordata; Mammalia; Carnivora; Odobenidae
Exons: 10
Coding region: 1-2010 (669 amino acids)
Source: RefSeq, a predicted model, not a curated record
AUGAACAGUUCAAUAGAAAUUCGGAGAGGUCAUGUUUUUCGAGCUCACAACAAAUGGACCCAUGACAAGAACGGGGCAAACAAUAACAACUUUCUACUGCUACUCAAAAGAAGAAAGGGUCUUCUCGAAAGUGACGCUAAGGGGCUGUGGGUGUCAGCUCCUAAAUGUGCAUCUUUGCACACGCCAUACAUUUGGAUAAAAGGGGAGGUGACUGCAGAGGAGAUCCUUCCAGUGGGGAGGACACAAUCCAUUUCCUGCGCAAGCAUUCGGUUGGAAGCUCAAACCCCGUCUUUUUCCUUUAGGGCCCUCCUUGCCUGGGAGAGCCCUGGGAUACCGCUCUCCUCCAGCCAGGAGAGGGAAAUGAAACACCAGUCCACGGUGGCCGAGUUGGCGGGCAGCCAUGCCCCUGAGAGCAAGAUUUGGAAUGCAAUUUACCCCAGUGAAGCCUCUUCCCUCUACUAUAAAGAGCAAAAUAAGUGCUCCUUUAGCGAUGUCUCCUCUUCACGACAGAGGACUCUGAAUGUCACACUGAAAAUUAAGCAGAAGGAUUGUAACUUGAAGCUAGUUGUACCUCUUGUGGCACACUUCACACUUGUCAAUAUGUCCGCCUUCCCCAACAGACUGGGUCUUAGUGUGGGUUCCCCAGAAGACCCUGAGAUAGGAGACAGAGUGCAAGUGGUUGCUUUAGGAGAUGAUCUCUGGAAACACCCGGAGAGGAGUGGGGAAAGAGGCCCAAUGGCCAGUGUUCACCCCACUGUCCCCGGGGCACCGUCGCCUUACGAUGCCAGCAGCUGUGACUGUCAUCUCUGCCGGAACACUGACCUCCCUCCUCUGGGUGUCCUUCAGACACAUUCAAAUAACGGUGCUCAGGUGGUGGAGUCUCUGAUGUGGCUCCCAGAUCCCCCUUCAGAAGGAAAGAAAGAUUAUUCCCCUAGCCUAUCUGUAGCAGAAAGCCUAGUGUCUGAUCAUUCAGCCUUCAAGGUGCAGGGAGGAGGAGAGCUAUUCCAGUCAGGGUGGUCAACAAAGGUUUCCCUGAGGAAGCAGCAGUUGCGCAAAGACCUGAAGGAGAUGAGCAGCCGUUCUAAGCGCAUGAAGUGCGUCUGUAGCUCUGCUAUAAUGUUUGUGAGCCUCAGAAAUGGCAGACAGCAGAGAAGCGAAGCUGGUGACAAUCGAACGGUGCUGUCUCCAUUUCGCCAUUCUUUCUACAAGCUGUUGACAAGGACGGAUGGCUUUCGAUAUUUGUCCCCAGGCUUUGCACUUUCCGACCGUGUUGAAAAUCGCACGCAAAUCCCCAUGUCAGCAAAUGGCCUCCUUUUGAUAAAAAUGACUUUGUUUCCUACGAUGGAAAACAAGGAUGAAAGCAUCCGGUUCACUGUGAACACAGACAAUAAGACGGGGUUAUUGAAACAUUAUCACAUUUCUGUCCCACUCUGUCACAAGCAUUGGGCAACAGUGUCAUCGAACAAGGCCAAGGCCUCAGGCCGCAGACCCAAGAACCUGAUUUGUGUGGACAUUGCUCCUGGCCCCCAGUCUGAGAUACAUCCUCAUACUCAUCAAGCUCAUGGAACCAAAAUGAAACUGCCAUGUAAGAACCCAGCUUACCUUGCUCAGCAACAGGAACCCUGGAGUCGGCUCAGCUCAACUCCCAUGAUCACCUCCAUGAGGCGGGAUGUUUAUUUUUUUGAUCCUGAGAUACCAAAGGAUGACCUGGAUUUCUGCUUAGCAGCCUUGUACAACCACCACACAGGGACAUUCAAGAACAAAAGUGAGAUACUCUUACACCAGGAGACCACCCAGGAUACCCAUGGAAUCAUCAAGACCCAAUUCCCUGGAGAACUUUUACCCCCUCCUCUGCCACCUUCCAUCACUUCCCUAGCUAACAUCAGACACUGGAUCAACCCUAAGAAGGAGUCUAUCCACAGCAUUCAGGGAUCCAUAGUGUCCCCUCACACUGCAGCCACCAAUGGAGGCUACUCCCGAAAGAAUGAUGGUGGCUUCUUCUCUACCUAA